AUGUAUAUCAAGCAGCUUUUGGCUCUGUCCAUGGCGACCAGCGUGCUGGCCACGCCCGCCUUCCGUCCCUCGCGCCUCACCAAACUCAACAGGCGCGCCGACUCCUUCCCCCUCCCUGCAUCCCAGGGGAGCGAGACCUUUGACGAGCCCUACGUCAUCUCCGGCAACCAGACCUACGAUGGUGGCAUGAAGACCUUCGGCCGCGGCGUUAGCUGCUCCGAGGGUGAGGGUGGCGACUCUGACGCUGUCUUCUCUGUUGAGGAUGGUGGUACCCUGAAGAACGCCAUCAUUGGCGCUGACCAGAUCGAGGGUGUUCACUGCCAGGGCUCCUGCACCAUCGAGAACGUCUGGUGGGAGGCUGUCUGCGAGGACGCUCUCUCCCUCAAGACUGGUGACGGUCCCUUCACUGUUACCGGCGGUGGUGCCCAGGGUGCCGAGGACAAGGUCAUCCAGCACAACGGUGGCGGCACUGUCAGCAUCUCCGGCUUCACCGUGUAUGACUUCGGCAAGCUGUACCGCUCCUGCGGAAACUGCGACGAGAUGUACGAGCGUCACGUCACCAUCGAGGGCGUCACCGCUGUUGGCGGAACCAGCACUCUUGUCGGAAUCAACAGCAACAUGGGUGACACUGCGACCAUCAAGAGCGACACCUGCGUUUCCGACACCGAGACUAUCUGCACCGAGUACGAGGGUGUUACCGAUGGCUCUGAGCCCGAGGAGAUCAGCACCGGUGCUAGCGAUGCUUGCCAGUACUCUGACCCUCUCCCCGCUUGCUAG
Messenger RNA from Aspergillus versicolor CBS 583.65, 777 nucleotides. Its product is annotated as pectate lyase. Gene Ontology annotation, cellular component: extracellular region. The transcript is spliced from 3 exons. Gene Ontology annotation, biological process: pectin catabolic process. The coding region runs from base 1 to 777 and encodes 258 amino acids. Gene Ontology annotation, molecular function: pectate lyase activity. The record is from RefSeq and is a predicted model, not a curated record. Lineage: Eukaryota; Fungi; Ascomycota; Eurotiomycetes; Eurotiales; Aspergillaceae.